Molecule: messenger RNA, 3570 nt
Organism: Tremella mesenterica DSM 1558
Lineage: Eukaryota; Fungi; Basidiomycota; Tremellomycetes; Tremellales; Tremellaceae
Exons: 5
Coding region: 1-3570 (1189 amino acids)
Biological process (GO): phospholipid transport
Cellular component (GO): ERMES complex; endoplasmic reticulum
Molecular function (GO): lipid binding
Source: RefSeq, a predicted model, not a curated record
AUGGUCUACAUCUACACAUACGGAUCCGUUCCGAUCGGUGAUUCCGACCCUGGAAAAAUCCGAAAGGCCCAUUUGCAACAUGAAGCCGAGAGAGACGAGCGGUUGUCUCAAUCAUCAGGAACACAGAAAUCUCUCAGUGGUUGGCUCACUGUUCGAAGACAAUUCAUUCCUCUCAAAUCCUCCACUGCGACUUUCUCCACUAUCCCGGCAUCCGACUCAUCCUCUGCUAUCAUUGAGGCUGAUUCCGACACGGACAAUGUCUCUACCUCAAAGGAAGAUACAGAAAGCAGACCGUCAUCUAUAGUAGGAACGUCUGAGAGUAAAUCAUCGACCACAAAUGGAGCUCCAACUUAUACAGCCAGGAUAGCUCAAACAUAUCGACAAGUAAUGGAUGCUCGUCAAGCUCGAAAAGAACAACCUCCUAAGGAAUUCUUUUACUGCGUCUUGAAAGGCUCAGUCUUGUUUUUGUAUGAAGAUGAAGCCCAGACCAAUUGCGUAGCGGCGAUAGGGGUGGAUAAGUAUACAGUGGGGAUUGAGACUCCUUCUGGACCUUUUGAUGGAAGAGAUGCGGAGAUGUUUGCCAAGAGGAAUGCGAUAUGUUUGAGAGUUGUUGAUGGGCAUAGAGGGAUCAAUGUCUUGGCGAAAGGUAUGGAUGGAGAGGGGAAAGAGGAAGAGGGGAUGGAAAAUGCUCCUUGGUUUUUGUUCAACAGAUCGAAUAUCAAAAUGGAAGAUUGGUAUCUCACUUUACUCUCAGCUUCAGCCCUCAAGCCCGAUACCUCAGACAUCUUUUCACAAGAGGACAUGCAGAGUUUGGUAGACAGUAUCGACGCAGAGGCUGAUCCUAUUCCUAUGAGAUGGUUGAAUGCUAUACUGGGAAGACUCUUCUUCAGUGCGUACAGAACUGAGGCUCUAGAGCGGUUCAUCAUCAGUAGGAUCAUGAAGAAACUGUCGAAAGUCCCUCGACCGAGCUUCCUAAGUCCCAUCGUUGUACGGGAAGUUAACGUGGGGACAUCUCCACCUUUCUUCUCCAAACCAAUGCUCAAAGAUCUCACAGCCGACGGUUCAGCAGCUUUCGAAGUACACGCAGUUUAUAAAGCCAAAACCGACCACCCGGACUCCAUGAUCAGGAUCACCAUAGCCACCACCGCCACUAUCCCCACUGGAUUCAAACCCUAUAACGUCGAUUUGGUCCUUGCUGUAGUGUUAAAGAGUAUGGAGGGGAACAUGGUGGUACAAAUCAAGAAGCCUCCCAGUAAUAGGAUAUGGUAUGGAUUUACUCACAUGCCAAAAAUGGAGGUGGAGAUUAGACCGGUGGUGAGCGACAGGAAGAUACAGAUUGGGAUGGUCUUGAGGGCUAUUGAGAAGCAGUUGAAGGAGGUUAUUGCUGAAUCAAUCGUCAUUCCCAACAUGGAUGAUAUCGCAUUCUUCAACACUUCCCAACUCGAUAUACGCGGAGGUAUAUUCAGCUCAGCUCGCAAAGCUUCCCUUGUCCCCAGAAACGAAACUGAAGAGAUCUCCGACCCUAUCGAGAUAAGCACAUCCGCCGAGGAUCCAGCUUCGGCCACUGCGGAGACCCCGGCCCUGCGCAAGCGUCGUCCGGCUAAGUCUCAGACAAUCAGCACGACCGCAUCACUCAAUGACGAAAGCGAUGAACCUUCGGUGAAGGAUAGUAUGACAAGAGUCGAGACUGCUCCUCCGACUUUGGUGUCUUCACAUCCGUACAAAAAAGCCACUGCCAUUCAAGCUACAAGAAAAUGGUUUGCCACUACUUCACAUCGUCCGUCAUCAUCUCUUUCUCACAGUCCAUCGAGUUCAAACAACCCUUCUCAAGACAAUCUUCUAUUGAGCCGAAGCAAGAGUUCCGAACCUACUCCUACUGCUGCAACAACGCCCGAUCCGACUGGCCAAACGCCUCGAUUGUCAGUCACCGAACCCAGCACUGCUCUACCUGUAUCCACUGGAUCUUCAGAUAGUCUAGAUCCACUUUCUAGCGAAAGGCAGGACCUGACUAGAUCAUCGUCCCCCGAAUCCAAUCACACCAUUGGGAAGCUCGGUGUCUCAUCAACCGCCACACUGAUAUCUUCUCUACGGGCGAGAGAUAAGAAGGCUCUUGCAAGUCAAGUGAACGCUGCGAGGGACACGAUGAAGAAAUGGGGCGUGAAUUUUGCCGCCAAACGUAAAGCUGGUCUGAAACCUGAUGUUCUGGAUGAUCGCGAUCCCGACAAACCAGCCGCAUUGUAUCGUCCUGAAGAAGACGAACUGGACAUCCCUUCUUCCCCACAACUUAGGGAUUCCACAGAAUCACCAGGACGUUCAUUGCAAGAUCGACUCAAUGCCGUUGCUCAUGUCACCACCUCUCGUCCGAUGAGAGCAGGCUCGACGUCAUCUCAACAAAGUUUAUCUGGUCGACCGGCCUUAGCGAGUUCGCCGAAAUUCGUGACUGAGAAGAUUCUGGGAGUAUCUCCUCCCACAGGAUGGACUUUAGGAUCAGGAGGACCAACUACUGAAGUUGUCAAGGAUGCUGCUUCUGGAUCUACCACCACACCAGCAACCAUCUCUUCUAUCUCUAAAUCACCUAUGACAACAAAUUCAAAAGGUACUUCCAAUGCCAGUUCCGUUUCUGGACCGGGAAUCAAGAGGACACAAUCGACCGGGCCGACUGUAUCGAUGCAACCUCACGCAGGGAGAAGUAUGGUCGUUCCUCGAGUACCGAAAAGACCAGGGGAGGUAACUGGUUUUGGGUCAAGCAACUCGGUCUUGGUACAGGGAGAUCAGGAGGUUGAGGGACAACAUAAACAUGAGACGGAUAAUAUUGCCGUGAGAUCAAAUUCAAAAGCGAUGGCGUCUUCUACGUCGAGAAACCAGGACAAUGAUGACGACAUGAAGAGAUCAAUAAGUGAAGGAGAACAAGUACAAGUAGGUGGAAUAGAGAAAUUGGGUCCGCCACCAUUACCACCACGUAAAGAGUCUCACGAUGGCACAUCUUCCGACUUGCUUCUUGAUCAUGAGAAUGAUACAAAUUCUGAGAAUUCAACUUCGCUUUUAUCGUCUACGGAUGCUAGACAUGACACGAAAGAUUCAAAGACCAUUACUCCUUCUCAUCACGCUCCCCCACCUCUCCCCGCUAGGCACUCCGUCCCAAUACACCCAGCGAACGAGCAAGAUCAAAUCCCCUCCGUAAUCCCAAUCUCCCCUUCUCAAGCUCCUUCCUCUUCUUUCCCUGCGACACAUUCUCGAUCUCCGCAACAAGACCUACCCUCAGCCAUCGAGGUAGAUACGACCCUUCCGAACCCUCACGAUCUCCUGGUUGAGGAAUCAAACGAUAACGCGACAGUCAACGAGAAUACAACAGACGCCAUCCUCCCUGCUAUUCCAGCUGAGCAUGUAAUAGAAGAUGCUCCAGAUAAGAAUAUAGAGGAGAAGGUCGAACAACUUCCGAAUGCCGAUGAAGACGCAGAGGUCGAUACACCCACGACGGCAGCUCAGGAGGCGUUAAGGGAGUUGGUGAAACGUAACGAACAGGCAUUGAGGGCUAUGGAUGUGGCCGCUGUACGAGAAAAUGGCGAAUGA